Clonostachys byssicola is the source of this 6006-nucleotide messenger RNA. The record is from the annotation of a GenBank genome assembly. Lineage: Eukaryota; Fungi; Ascomycota; Sordariomycetes; Hypocreales; Bionectriaceae.
AUGGAGGUCGCGUCAGAGCAAGAGGCCGAUUAUCAAGUUGUCUCCCAAGACAGUGUUCCUGCCCCAGCAGCGAAAGCAGGCACAACUCGGCAAACAGAGCUCAACACGGUUCAGAAAUGGCUGCAACCAACAGACUAUAAUUCUCCCGGCAACGAGUACAUGAAACAUUUACACUCUUAUGUUCCAGGUACCGGGUCCUGGGUUCGGGAAUCUCCCACUUACAGCACCUGGGCUGAGUCACGACCACACAGCGAAGAUCAACAUGGGAUUUUACAUGUCAGAGGAGUUGCUGGCAGCGGCAAGUCAGUCCUCGCUGCCAGCAUCAUAUCCCAGCUUCAGGAGGAACAACCAAACACCCCUGUGCUUUUCUUCUUCUUCAGACAGAUUGUCGAGAAAAAUCACAGUGCAAAGUACCUUGUCCGAGACUUUGCUUCCCAGCUUCUACCGCACAACCAAUCUCUUGUCUCGAAACUAUAUCCCAUGUCCCAAAAACGGGGUGUAGAUGGGACAGAAUUCAGCUCUUUGUGGGAUGCCAUACUGCAAGCACUCGAAAGUAUGCCGCGCGUCUACUGUGUUGUGGACGCGUUGGAUGAGAUGGAUGAUGGGGAUCUCGACUUCAUUCAUCAACUUGUCCGCCUCGGGGCUCUUGAUCCCGGCCGAGUCAAGCUACUUUUGACAAGCCGUCCUAUUUCUAAGAUCGAGGAAGCGCUCAGAGAUCCGCAUGUCCUGCGUUUCAAAUUGGAGACAUCUCUAAUUGAUCCGGAUAUCGAAAAGUACGUCCGUGUGAGCCUUGUUUCCCUCUAUCCAUCGCUAAGACCAGAGACGGAAGAUAUGGUGAGGAAAACCAUUUGCAAAUGUGCCCAGGGCCUAUUCUUACACGCGCGACUGGUGACUAAUAACUUGACGAAUGGUCUCAAAGACGGGCGGAUCACUGAGGAGAUGCUUCCAGAGUGUCUGGAAAGGUUGCCUCAAAAUUUGAAGGAUGUUUACGAACAAAUGUUGGCAGAUCACGCGCUGAGAAGCGGUGUCGGCACAACGCAACAGGCUCAUAUUCUCAUGUGUGUGACUCAUUCUUCUCGGCCCUUGCGACUGAUUGAACUGGGUUCCUUGGUCUCUAGCUUCAUGGAAUUGGACAAUCUCAAGAAGGGCAAGGAUCUGGUACGAGCGAGCUGUGGACCAUUGCUCGAGAUAUUGGAAGAUCAGACUGUGAGCGUCAUCCACCAUUCGUUCACAGAGUUCCUUCGCGACGGAUCCCGACAGCAAACUCCUGCUUCAUUCCCGGUCUUAAACUCUCGGCAUGCACAUAGCAUGCUGGCAAUACUGUCCCUCCAAUAUCUGGAUCGUUGUCCAUUGCUAGAUACCAAUACAGGCGCGCCGGCUGACUCUUUUCAUGAUUGGUACGAAGACAGCAGAAAAGAAAAGACACGCCGCCAUCAAGUGCUACAAGACAUGAAACUUGCUAUACCACUUUUGAGCUACUCAGUGGAGAAUCUUAAGUAUCAUCUUGAUAAUGCAGGGCCGGGGGAUAUUCAGCUCUUGGGUACAAUUUCUACGUGCCUCGCUCCUGGGAAACCUGCUUUCGCGCUCUGGAUGUAUCACAAUUGGCCAGCCCGCUUCUGCAACUCCUCCACAACGAUUCAUCUGGCAGCUUUUGGAGAUAUGCCGUUGUAUGUAAUUGAGCACUUGGGGCCAAACGACACAAAGGAUGGAGACGGCCGGACACCUCUUUCCUAUGCCGCGGAGAAGAACGCGGCAAAGACAGUCAAUUUUUUCCUGAGCCACGGCGCUGACCCAAAGUCAUAUUGUCGAUGGGGAUUGACUCCGCUUCACUACGCGAUCCGGGAUGGAGCCAUCGAGACUGUCCAGCUAUUAUUAGAGGCGGGUGCCAGUCCACUCGUCCCGACGAUCGCGCCGGAUCCGCAUGACGGAUAUUAUGGUCGUGAUGAUGAUGAAGAUGAUAGUGUUGGCGGCACUCCUUUAGAAUAUGCCUUCACUGGCAACCAUGAGGCUAUCAUCGAAUGCUUCAUGCCGCUGAUUACCCCCGAUUACGCAAACAAAUGCCUCCACUGGGCUCGGGGAACUAAGAGCAUCGAAGCCGUCUUGAAGGCCGGACAUGCUAAUGUUGAUUGCUUCGCAGGCGGCUCUACUAAGCUAUUCAAGUCAACCACUGAUUAUGACUUUGAAACCAUGAAAGUGUUGAUUCAGCAUGGUGCUGAUGUGAAUAAACGGUGCCUUGGGAACUCGUACGAGAAUGAGGACAUUAUCAGUCUCGAAGUUGAUAACCCCCGAGGCCCAAUGCCCAUACAUGCUUUCGCCGGUUACGGAAAGCUAUCCGCUCGUGGGUGUAGCGAUCUAGAGCUUGCGGAAAAGUGUCUCCGCCUUCUUCUUGAUAAUGGUGCCGACGUCAAUGCAACAACUGAUGGAGAAAAACACACAUACCGUGGUCAAAAUGGGAACUUUACACCAUUGUUCUACGCCGUAAAAAAGGACAUAUCCGGUUAUUGGUUCGGUGCCAACGACAGAACCGGGGACAAGUGUGCUUCCCUGCUUCUCAAGGCCGGUGCUGAUCCCAACGCCAGAACAACUUGCGGAUGUACUCCCAUGCACGGCGCAAACCCUGAGUGUCUUUCCCUAUUUGAUCUUCUUGUUUCCUACUCGGCCGAUGUCAAUGCAAAAAAUUCGAUGGGUAGAACACCACUCCUGAACUUGAUUCAACAGUAUCAGGUCAAGCCAGACGUCAAAGUAUUCGAGAAGCUUAUUGAGUGUGGUGCCGACGUCAACACUUCUGACAACCUCGGAGAUACCAUUUUUCAUAUGAUCCUUGGCAAUUUGUCAAAGUUUGAGAUGACCGAUCUUCCUUUCUUUGAGCUCCUGCUCCGCUCGGGCGCUGAUAUAAACAAGCCAAAUAACGCAGGAAAUCCGCCCUUGUUCAAGUACGUUCUGCCAGACGAAUCCUGGUCUACCCGUAGGCGGAAAGGUGAUGAUGAGCCGCUGCUUCGAGCACUUGUGGAAGCUGGCUCCGACUUUCGGACAUACAAUGGCCAGGGGGAGACCUUUCUGAGUGCUCUCAUCUCCCAACAUCGCAGCGCGAUCAAGUCGGCCCAUGUCGAGAAGUUCAUCCGCCUAGGUGCAGAUCUUACGGCGCGGAAUGUUGAUGGAUCGACACUACUACACGUCGCAGUCAGAUCAAAACUCUCUAUCGCUUGGAUUGAUUAUUUCUUGUCAAAAGGCGUCGAUCCUUUAGCCACAGACGAAAACGGGAGAACACUCAUCCACGUUGCUGUUCAACAUCACAAAGCUGACGCAGACGGUCGAACCACUGUCGAAAGGUUAAUUGAGCUUGGCGUCUCCCGGGGAGCCAAAGAUGGUUUUGGGAGUACAUCUCUGCACCUGACAAGUGAGAAUGCUCACAGGGAAAGGGGAACGCCCCGAGAAGAUGAAUCCGAUUGGGUGGACGCCAUCCUCAAGACCGGGAUAUUAGGAGCCCAAGAUGUCAAUGAUCGUGAUAACAGUGGUGCAACUGCUCUUCACAAUGCCGCAAACGCUUGCGAGUUCACUGUCGCCAAGCUACUUGAAGCAGAAGCAGAUCCCACAGCUCUAACGUUUGAAGGUCUCUCCCCACUUCACAUUGCCUGUCGCGGUGGUCAACCAAACGUUGUUGGACUGCUCCUGGCUACAUAUAAGGAACGUGGCGAACUUGGGCAGAUGAUCAAUCUACACGAUGCGCUUGGAGAGAGAACAAGUCUGCAUCAUGCGGCUCGAACGGGAAUCUAUGAGAGUGUUUCUUAUCUACUGAGCAAUGGUGCUGAAAUUGCUUCGCUUGACAAGAAUGGCUUCACUGCACUGCAUGCCCUAAUCGAGGCGCCGUUGAAUUCUCCAUGGCUGGAAACUCUUAAACUACUUCUACAGUUUGGAGCAGAUCUAAGUACAAAGGCGUGGUUUGAGCAGAACAGUGUCACAGCUCUCGACUUGGCGGUCAAAAAUGGACAUGAGGCCAUGGUACAAGCUCUUGUUCAACACGGCGCUACGUCUCAAGGCAGUAUACAUGACCAGUCUCCGAAGCCUGCGAUAUCAACCGAGACUCUUCAUGACCUUCUUGAGUCCAGAAAUUCUCCAGAUAUGGUCAGAAAAGUUGGGAAGGUUCUCGACACCAACGACUACGCGACCAUCAAAGAGUUUGUCAGGCUUGGUGGGAACUUGAUGAAAACCGAUCAGUAUAGGAACACGACUAUUCUUCACGAGAUGGUAGACCGAGGCAAUAUCUGCUUGCUCAACUAUUUUCGUGACGAAGCAUCGAAAGUUGACCAGUCCCCUUGGAUGAUGGAGGAAGACAAUCCGGGAACUUUGCUUGCCAAAGCUUGUGAACGUGGUUUGCCAGGUCUUGACAUCAUCAAAUGUCUUGUUGAGAACAUUGGCUUGGAUCCAAACAUGCCUUCCCAUCGCCGAGGCUAUACCUAUAAACUAGCCAAGGCCACACCUCUACACAUAGUUGCUUGUGGAAGACAUUUCUGGCAUGUGGACGCGGUUACGUACCUGUUAUCUCAAGGUGCAGAUAUAGAGGCCAAGAACAAGGAUGGGCAGACGCCACUCCUUUGUGCCAUUAGUACACAACAUCCGAACGGAUUUUGGAAGGAACGAACGAUCAAACGGCUAUUGGAUCACGGUGCAGAUCCAAAUUUCAUUACCGAGAGCGGAGCAUCGUGUCUGUCGGAGGCUGAUAGUGCAGAGGUACUGAAACUGUUACUCGAGCAUGGCGCAGAUAUCUUAGCAACCCCUGGAGUCAUGGAGUUUGCAUUGAAAAAGAUGGAUACCGAUAUGGUCGCAGUUCUUCUCAAUGCCGGCGCUAAUCCGAAUUACCGUGAUUCCCCUGAUGGCAGCUAUACAGAGGACAAAGCCUCCUCACAAUAUCCCCUACACCAUGCUGCUCGCCCCGCUACCAAUGAAAUUCUUCCAUUUGACUGGGAUUUCCGGAAACAGAAAAUUACUGAGACUCUGCUCCAGGGCGGUGCGGACCCAUACGCAUCUUAUUCCGACCAUAGCUACGUGCUUCAGGUCAUCGUAGAAGAGAACGGCUUCUUAGAUCCAUUCUUCAAAAUGGGUAGCCUCGAUGUUGAGAAAAGAGGACGUCAUGGACGAACAUUACUCUUGUCCGCCUGUGUCGUUCUUAAGAAGCCCCAUCGGGAAGUCUGGAAUGGGCGUCUCAAGAAAGAAUUUCCACCAACAGCAAACCCCAAAGCAGUGCUCGCAUUGCUCGCACGUGGUGCAAUUGCAGAUGUCACAGACGAUGAAGAAAGAACACCACUUCACUGUCUCUGUACCAUGACACACCCGUACGAUGAAGAUCACCAACAAGCUUUCGAUGCUCUCGUAUCCAGCGCUCCUUCGACGAUCCACGCGGUCGACAAUGCCGGCUUCAAACCACUGCACCGCGCCAGCCAAUCCUGUCAGAGUUGGGCCAUACGGAGGCUGGUAGACCUCGGUGCAGAUUUGCUAGAGCCUGAUCCUAACGGAAACACGGCCCUGCAUUUCCUUGCGCCUAUGAUGGUUGGCGAGAAGGCAUCUGCGGCAGCAGCGCAAGCUCAGUUCAGACUCCUCCUCGCCCAGGGCCUAAGCAUCAACGCUCGUAAUAAUAAAGGCGAGACGCCUCUCUUCCCAACUAUAUCGGCCGAAUGGUCCGGAACUCAUCUAACUGGCACGUCUCAUCCGACGUACGCGCUGGAAAAUGACGUAUCCCCGAGCGACGUUCUGGAUCUGUACAUUGGUCGAGGCGCGGACAUCUUUACCGCUGACAACGAAGGUAAAACACUCCUCCAUGCUGCAGCAGGUAGGCGGAUUGAGGAACCAGAUUGGAACACGGAUCAAAUCAAGCAUAUGGAGAACGUGUUCAAGAAAUUGAUGGAUAUGGGGCUCGACCCGCGGCAAGAAGAUGUCCAGAUGAGAACGGCAAUCGACAUGGCUGUUGCGAGAGGGCGGACAGGCAUCGUGGACUUUUUUGCGGAGAAGUAA